AGGCAGUCACCACACAUCCUGCAUCCACAGACUAUGGAGCCUCUUCUCCUGCUUCUCGGUCUCUGCUCAGCUGGCCUCGCCCUGGGCUCCGAACAUGAGACCCGUCUGGUGGCAAAGCUAUUUAAAGACUACAGCAGUGUGGUACGGCCAGUGGCGGACCAUCGCCAGGUUGUGGAGGUCACCGUGGGCCUGCAGCUGAUCCAGCUCAUCAAUGUGGAUGAAGUAAAUCAGAUCGUGACAACCAAUGUUCGUCUGAAACAGCAAUGGGUGGAUAUCAACCUAAAAUGGAACCCAGAUGACUAUGGUGGUGUGAAAAAAAUUCAUGUUCCCUCAGAAAAGAUCUGGCACCCAGACUUUGUUCUCUAUAACAAUGCAGAUGGAGACUUUGCCAUUGUCAAGUUCACCAAAGUGCUGCUGGACUACACAGGCCACAUCACGUGGACACCUCCAGCCAUCUUUAAAAGCUACUGCGAGAUCAUCGUCACCCACUUUCCCUUUGAUGAGCAGAACUGCAGCAUGAAGCUGGGCACCUGGACCUACGAUGGUUCUGUGGUGGCCAUCAACCCGGAAAGUGACCAGCCAGACCUGAGCAAUUUCAUGGAGAGUGGGGAAUGGGUGAUCAAGGAGGCCCGGGGCUGGAAACACUGGGUGUUCUACUCCUGCUGCCCCAACACCCCUUACCUGGACAUCACCUACCACUUCGUCAUGCAGCGCCUGCCCCUCUACUUCAUCGUCAACGUCAUCAUUCCCUGCCUGCUCUUCUCCUUCCUGACCAGCCUGGUGUUCUACCUGCCCACGGACUCAGGGGAGAAGAUGACGCUGAGCAUCUCGGUCUUAUUGUCCUUGACUGUGUUCCUGCUGGUCAUCGUGGAGUUGAUUCCUUCCACCUCCAGUGCUGUGCCCCUGAUUGGGAAAUACAUGUUGUUCACAAUGGUGUUCGUCAUCGCAUCCAUCAUUAUCACUGUCAUAGUCAUCAACACACACCACCGCUCUCCCAGCACCCACGACAUGCCCGGGUGGGUGCGGAAGGUUUUUAUCGACACUAUCCCAAACAUCAUGUUUUUCUCCACAAUGAAAAGACCAUCCAGAGACAAACAAGAGAAGAAGAUUUUUACAGAAGACAUUGAUAUUUCUGACAUUUCUGGGAAGCCAGGGCCUCCACCCAUGGGCUUCCACUCUCCCCUGAUCAAGCACCCUGAGGUGAAAAGUGCCAUUGAAGGUGUCAAGUACAUCGCAGAGACCAUGAAGUCAGACCAGGAGUCCAAUAACGCGGCCGAGGAGUGGAAGUUCGUCGCGAUGGUGAUGGACCACAUCCUCCUUGGCGUCUUCAUGAUCGUCUGUCUCAUCGGAACCCUGGCUGUGUUCGCAGGCCGGCUCAUUGAAUUAAAUCAGCAAACGUGAGCAGAGGCCACCAUGAGCCUAGCUCUGCCUCAGGAGCAGCCAGAGGAGGGAAAGGCAGGAAAGAAGAGGGCUGUCUACUUUCAUACACGCUCACUUAUCAGACAUGCAACUUUCUGGACUCAUUACGAAUGUAGUGCUUUAUGUUUACAUAAGGUUGUAUUUUCCCUUGGCUUCUCCCUUCAGCCUGGCAGUGUCUCCCUGGAGAGCAAAUCCUUUCAGUAACUGAAAAUGGAUCUUUAAAAGAAGUGCGCACUUCCAAGUGCGAUCCAGGAGUUUUGUCUGGAUGGCCAAGGUUUUCUAUUGUGUUGUCAUUGCUAAUUGCUACUUUUUAAAGCACAGGGUGCGCUUUGCUUAAGACCCUACUAGGAAAACCCCAUCUACUAGACCCAAAAAAAUAAAGCAUUUGAUUUGGACAAACAGGAAACAGUAGAAAUAAGGUAACUUUCAGAAUUGCUACCAAAUGCAAAUGGCAUCAAAAACACAUGUUUUAAAAUAGAUUUCUAGAACUGGGAGGUGGUUCUCAGGUGGUUUUGUUUUUUGUUUUGAGGGCUUUUUUGGGGGGAGGGUGCUGGGGAUUGAACCCAGGGCCUUGCACAUGGGAAGCAUGCGCUGUACCCCUGAGCUGCACCUGGAUCCCAAAACUUCCCAGUUUAAAGGACAAGACCCCUACUUUGGUUUUAUGCUCAGGAUUUGAAGGAAAACAGGUCGUAACAUGACUGAGUGUAUGCCGGGCCCUGUGGGAACCAUCUUACCUAUGUUUUAUUUCAUCCUAAUAAUUUCAGACAGUACCUAUUUUGCAAAGAAGAAAAUGGAAUUCCAGACAGGUGACGUUCUUUGCUGAAACUGGAAGAACUGAUUUGAACCCAGACCUUGAGAUCCCAAGACAACUGCAGGCUGGCUCAGUCAUCUGCUUGCUUGCUCUCUUGACCACUCCUAGCUCGAUCUAAGCUAUUCUAUAACUCUGGUCUGUGCUGCUGAGAGUUCAGCCUCAGUGACAGUCAUCUUUCUGCUUUCCCAAUUAACUGCCUGCCUUUAUCUCUCCGUCCUUACACCAAUCAUGUUUGAGGUUUUAGUUUUAUAAAUGAAAGCAGAAAUGUAUGUAAAAAUCACCAUUGUCUCAAAAAUUCUGAGGAAUCAAGAGAGAAAAUGAUUUAUUUCUCACCAGUAAACUUCAAGCCUCAGAAUGAGAAACGGUGUGGCUCUAGCUUCCUUUGAAUCACUGGAACACAACUGAUCCAGGACAGCUCUAGGGGACAGCAGUAAAUUGCACAACUGUGGGGCAAGUGUGAGCCCUGGUGGUUUCAAUCCAUUUCUCAUGGGCCUUUCCAUCACACACCCAUAGUAGGGCUGGUGCUGUCAUUCAAGAGUAAAACCGUUUUCCCAGUCUAAAGGGGAAAGAGUUGGCAGUUCCUUAAAAAGUCCCUCACGGAGUUCCUGUAUGAUUAAACACUUCCACUCCUUGGUGUAUCCUAAGAGACUUGAACAGAUAUUUGUACACUGAUGUUCAUAGCAGCAAAUAGCCCAAAAAAGGAAGUAGGGUCCGUCAAUGGAGGAAUGGAAAGACAAAAUGUGGUCUACUCACAAUGGAGUAUUAUGCAGCCUUAAAAAGGAAUGAAAUUCUGGGCCAUGCUACAACAUGGAUAAACCUCAAAAACAUUAUGCUAAAUGAAAUCAGCCAGAUUCAAAGGAUAAAAAGUGUAUAAUUAUGAGAUAUUUAGAAGUUCAUAAAGACAGAAACAGAAUAGAGGUUAUUGGGAACUGAGGGUGGGGUGGGGAUUUAGUGUUCAUGGGUGUAGAGUUUUACUUUGGAAGAUGAAAACACACAGCAUUAUUAAUACUUAACACCAUUGAGCCACGAGCUGAAAAAUGCUUAAAAUGAUAAAUGUUGUGUUUGUAUUUUACCACCAUCUUUGAGAAAAGAGCAAAGUAAAGGCCCCAGUACCCAAGCACUGGCUACAGAUUCAGAAAAGAGACUGAAAACCACUUUGUCCACUUCCCUCGUCUUAUGAACAAGGAAACUAAGACUUACAGAAGUGACCUUCCUCGGGUCACAAAGCUAGCUGGCAAGAAGCCAGAUCUGCUAACUCCUGCUCUCACGCUAUUUCCAUUCCACUGAAAAAUCCAUUUCUCCCCAAGAAGUGGUGUCUUUCACAUGUCCCCUCCCCACCUGGUCCUGGGAGCCACAGCCCUGACCCCCCGAGUGGGUACAAUGCCACAUUGCACUGCCCCAGCCGCUGAAUCUGCUCCAUCCACCUGCUGGCAAGCCAAAGACCUCAUCUUUGGCAUCUCUUCCCUUUGUCGCAGCCUGGUUUCCAGAAGGUCACUGAUGAAACUGGAGGGGAGAUGUACUCCCCACCCCCACCCCCAGCCCCCCGCUAGCCCUGCGUGCUCUGUGGAUGAGCCUGGGUAAUAAGAAGCACACUGAGGAACUGGAACACAAGGUAUGCUGUGACAUUGUGAAUUUACAGAUUAAAAAUGGAGCAGGAAUUUUUCAGGACUUAAAUCCCUAUGUCUUCUUUUGGUGGUGGUCUCAGUAAGAAGGAGGGACUCCAGGAAAGUCAGAGGAGUCCUGUAGGAGUUUCCUGGGUUGCAGCAACAAACUACCCCAACACGGGAGCCUGCAAGCAAACAGAAUUUAUUCUCUCAGUUCCAGAUGCCCGCUAUGGACCAAACUGUGUCUCUCUCUGUUCCAUGUCUUGAAGCUCUAAACUACCAGUGUGACAGUAUUUGGAGAUGGGGGUCUUUGGGAGAUAAUUAGCUUUUGAUGAGGUCACCAGGGUGGGGCUUUUUGUGGA
Molecule: messenger RNA, 4196 nt
Organism: Castor canadensis (American beaver)
Lineage: Eukaryota; Metazoa; Chordata; Mammalia; Rodentia; Castoridae
Gene: Chrna1
Product: cholinergic receptor nicotinic alpha 1 subunit
Biological process (GO): monoatomic ion transmembrane transport
Cellular component (GO): postsynaptic membrane
Molecular function (GO): transmembrane signaling receptor activity; acetylcholine-gated monoatomic cation-selective channel activity
Source: RefSeq, a predicted model, not a curated record